Messenger RNA from Anopheles merus, 2050 nucleotides. RefSeq names its product T-complex protein 1 subunit beta (gene CCT2). Gene Ontology annotation, cellular component: chaperonin-containing T-complex; cytosol. The coding region runs from base 102 to 1706 and encodes 534 amino acids. NCBI's taxonomy places the organism in Eukaryota, Metazoa, Arthropoda, Insecta, Diptera, Culicidae. Gene Ontology annotation, biological process: protein folding. Gene Ontology annotation, molecular function: ATP binding; ATP hydrolysis activity; ATP-dependent protein folding chaperone. The transcript has a single exon. The record is from RefSeq and is a predicted model, not a curated record.
UUUUCGUCUUUUUCCCUGUUCUGCAAGAACAACCCCUUGUGAUUCAGACGAGGAAGCGUGUUUUCUGUGCAAGUUCCGGCUGUAAAUUAAUUCCACUCACAAUGGUGUCUCUCAACCCGGUGCGCAUUCUGAAGCAUGAAGCCGAAGAGGAGAAAGGCGAAAUUGCCCGUCUAUCCUCGUUCGUGGGCGCCAUCGCCAUCGGCGAGCUGGUAAAAAGCACCCUCGGACCGAAGGGCAUGGACAAGAUACUGGUGGCGAACGGCCGGAACGCGGGGCAGAUCGAGGUGACGAACGACGGCGCUACGAUCCUGCGGGCGGUCGGGGUGGACAAUCCGGCCGCGAAGAUUCUCGUCGACAUGUCGCGAGUGCAGGACGACGAGGUCGGCGACGGUACCACCUCGGUCACGGUGUUCGCCGCCGAGCUGAUCCGCGAGGCGGAGAAGCUGGUGGAACAGAAGCUCCACCCACAGACGAUCAUUGCCGGAUGGCGCCAGGCGGCCGACGUGGCCCGCACCGCACUGCAGGGUGCCGCCGCGGACAACUCCGCCAACCAGGAGCGGUUCCGGGAGGAUUUGCUGAACAUUGCCCGCACCACGCUCAGCUCGAAGAUUCUGUCCCAGCACAAGGAACACUUUGCCAAGCUGGCCGUCGAUGCGGUGCUGCGCCUGAAGGGGUCCGGCUCGCUGAGCGCGAUCCAGCGCAUCAAGAAGCUGGGCGGCUGCCUGGAGGAGUCGUUCCUGGACGAGGGCUUCCUGCUGGACAAAAAGCCGGGCGUCCACCAGCCCAAGUCGGUGAAGAACGCCAACAUCCUGAUCGCCAACACGCCGAUGGACACGGACAAGAUCAAGGUGUUCGGUUCGUCGAUCAAGGUCGACUCGAUGUCGAAGAUCGCCGAGCUGGAGGUGGCCGAGAAGGAAAAGAUGAAGGAAAAGGUGGACAAGAUCCUGGCGCAUAACAUCAACGUGUUCAUCAACCGGCAGCUGAUCUACAACUACCCCGAGCAGCUGUUUGCCGAUGCGGGCGUGAUGGCGAUCGAGCAUGCCGACUUCGACGGCAUCGAGCGGCUGGCGCUGGUGACCGGCGGCGAGAUUGUGUCCACCUUCGACAACCCCGACCUGGUGAAGCUGGGCAAGUGCGACCUGAUCGAGCAGGUGAUGAUCGGCGAGGACACGCUGCUGCGCUUCUCGGGCGUGCCGCUCGGCGAGGCCUGCACGGUGGUGAUCCGCGGUGCGACGCAGCAGAUCAUCGACGAGGCGGAACGUUCGCUGCACGAUGCACUGUGCGUGCUGGCGGCGACGGUGAAGGAAUCGCGCGUCGUGUACGGUGGCGGCUGCUCCGAGACGCUGAUGGCGACGGCCGUGUUCAAGCUGGCCGCCGAAACGGCCGGCAAGGAAGCGAUGGCGAUCGAAUCGUUCGGCCGGGCGCUGAUGCAGCUGCCGACGAUUAUCGCCGACAAUGCCGGGUACGAUUCGGCCCAGCUCGUGUCGGAGCUGCGGGCCGGCCAUUCGCAGGGCAAGAGCACGAUGGGGCUGGACAUGAACAACGGCAAGGUGGGCUGCAUGAAGGAGCUCGGCAUCACGGAAUCGUUCGCGGUGAAGCGGCAGGUGCUGAUGUCCGCGGCCGAGGCGGCCGAGAUGAUACUGCGCGUGGACAACAUCCUGAAGAGUGCGCCGCGUCGCCGCGUGCCGGAUCGUGGAUACUGUUAGGAAGGGCAGGCAUAUACCACUUCAUCUCGCCGGAAUCUUGGUGCAUUUUUUUUUCUUUCUUUCCUUCAUUUUGUCGCAUUUUCACAACGAUUGCCGGCACAUCAUUGCUUUACUAACCGCUCUCAUCUGUUUUCGCACACGCGUGUAUCGUAUUAACAACACACAAGCAGUAAGCUCAUCGAUGAGCUUCACCUUUGAUUGCCUUUUACAUUUUACCUCGAAAAAGGGCGAAUAAUUAACACUCACACACUUAUGUCCCUGAGAGGGAACAAUCUGCGCCGUAAGGGGACAAUUGUAACCCCAGCGCAAGAAGAAACGAAUAAACACACUUACCUACCAAACAA